Capsicum annuum is the source of this 1661-nucleotide messenger RNA. Its product is annotated as peroxidase 57. Lineage: Eukaryota; Viridiplantae; Streptophyta; Magnoliopsida; Solanales; Solanaceae. The record is from RefSeq and is a predicted model, not a curated record. Gene Ontology annotation, molecular function: peroxidase activity; heme binding. The transcript is spliced from 2 exons. The coding region runs from base 103 to 1563 and encodes 486 amino acids. Gene Ontology annotation, biological process: hydrogen peroxide catabolic process; response to oxidative stress.
CCAUUUUUGUUCUUUACAAUCUAUUUAUUUAUAAAGCUCACAUAAGAAAAACUCAAAUGAACAAAUAUCUUUCAUCAAAUCACCAUUGACAAACAUAAAAUUAUGGCAGCUAAGGUUGGGAUUUUUGUAGCUAUUUUACUAGUUUGCGCGAUCCUAAUACCUUCGCUAGCCUCAGCAUUUCUAGAAAAUGAUUCUAGAAAGACAGAUGUAUCGAUCAAUGGUGAAAAUGAUCACGGUACUGUUGCUCAGGGCGAUGAUAAUGACUUGGUGUUGCAUGCCUCGGAUGAUGAGACGAGGAAAGAAAGGUCCUUGACGGGAUGGAAGAAGUUGUUCAUGAAUCAUCACAAGACGGGGAAGAAGUUUCAUGCCCGUGGUUCUAUGGCUUUCGGUUUUCACCACCUCAUUAAAGGCACCCAGAAAGUUGUAGGUGCAUUUGCGCGUGGUGUCACCGGACAUAAUGUACCUCAGACUGCAGAACAACAGCAACACCAGAAUAUCGAACAACAACAACCUCAUACUAAAGAAGAAAACGCACCUCAGAAUGCAGAACAACAUGUACCUCAGACGGCAGAACAACAGCAACCUCAGGCUAAUGAACAGCAUGUACCUCAGGAUGCGGAACAACAGGUACCUCAGACUGCAGAAGAACAUGUAGAACCGGAGGUCUUAGGCGGAUUAAGAGAGGGAUUCUAUCAAAAAACAUGUCCACAAGCAGAAGAAAUUAUCAGAAAUGGCCUAGUUAGGGCCAUGCAAAAUAACUCUAAAAUUGUUGCUGCCAUCCCUAGACUUUUCUUCCAUGAUUGCUUUGUCAAUGGUUGCGAUGGGUCAAUAUUGCUCGAUACAACACCAAGUGGCGCAGAGAUAGAGAAGUCAGCGGGCCAAAAUGGCAUUACAGUGAAGGGCUAUGAACUCAUUGACGAGAUCAAACUAGAACUCGAGAAGAACUGCCCGGGCAUUGUCUCAUGCUCGGAUAUUUUAGCCUAUUUAUCGCGCGACGCCUUUGUUGCAUCGGGGCUCCCUCAUUACGAGGUGUCAGGUGGCCGACGCGACGGUAUGGAAUCGCUCGAAGCAAAUGUAGCUGACAAUAUCCCAGUGCCUGAUGACUCAGUAGACCUUAUGAUUGAACUUUUCAAUAGAAAAGGCCUAAAUGCUGAGGACUUAGUUGUCUUAAUUGGUGCACAUUCCAUUGGAGUAGCUCAUUGUUUCAACUUCCUUUACAGAAUGGAUGAUCCUGAAAAAGCUAAAAUGGUUGAUCCAAGACUUGGCAACGUUAUGCGGUUUACGUGUACUAACCAAAUGAGUACACUAGCCUUUGACGCCGCAACACAAUACAAAAUGGACUCGGUUUACUACAAGCAGUUGUUGAUGAAUCGAGGCCUUCUCGAAUCUGAUCAAGUUUUGGCACAAGAUAUAAGAACAAGAGGCUUAGUCCAACUAUUUAACAACGAUGAAAUCGGCUGGUUUGAUAAAUUCGGCAAGGCCAUGAACAAGCUUGGAGCAGUAGAAGUGCUCACCGGUAACCAAGGACAGAUAAGGAAACAAUGUCGAGCUGUUAAUGCAUAAGAGUUUAACUUGUAUACGCUGACUGUCUGAUUGACAAUGUUCUAAUAUGUAUCACAAUUUGGAUGAGAAACGAAAAAAAGUUUAACUUUCCUAUUUCA